Messenger RNA from Humulus lupulus (European hop), 1193 nucleotides. RefSeq names its product short-chain dehydrogenase reductase 5-like. The transcript is spliced from 3 exons. The record is from RefSeq and is a predicted model, not a curated record. Lineage: Eukaryota; Viridiplantae; Streptophyta; Magnoliopsida; Rosales; Cannabaceae. The coding region runs from base 118 to 1017 and encodes 299 amino acids.
CUUUUUUGGCUAUAUAUAUAUAUAUACUUAUAAAUAAGAGUAGCUACUGAGAUCAGAUCUCCCACAUACUUUUACGUUUUAAAUUCUCAUUUCAUCUCUAUUCUCUUCACCGCCGAGAUGCUCAGAUCACUAUCCAGAGAAUUUAAGUUCGUUUCCAGAGAUUUGCUUUAUAAUGGCACAAGACUACUUUCAACGAGAGCCGCGGCAGGAAGGCUAGAAGGUAAAGUAGCCAUAAUAACAGGGGGUGCAAGUGGGCUUGGAAAGGCAACGGCCCACGAAUUCGUCAAAAAUGGGGCCCAAGUAAUUAUAGCAGAUAUCAAUACCGAGUUGGGCCCACAAGUGGCCCAGGACCUAGGUCCAUCGGCCCACUUUGUUCCAUGUGAUGUAACCGACGAGGCCCAAAUCGUGAAAGCCGUAGAAACAGCCAUGGACCGUCAUGGAAAGCUGGACAUAAUGUACAACAACGCAGGAAUAACAGGCCCAGUAUUCCCACCAAGCAUAACAGAGCUUGAUCUCAACACAUUUGACCAAGUCAUGAACAUCAACGUUCGAGGAACUCUUGCAGGAAUAAAGCAUGCGGCACGUGUCAUGAUCCCAGUGGGCUCAGGCUCCAUUCUAUGCACAGCAAGCAUGAGUGGGCUCAUGGGUGGUAUUGGGCCUCAUUCUUACACAAUAUCCAAAUUUACUAUUCCUGGGAUAGUGAAGUCUGCAGCCUCUGAGCUAUGCCGGAAUGGGGUCCGAAUCAAUUGCAUCUCACCAGGCCCAGUGGUCACACCACUAUCUGUGGCCCAAUUAGCCUUGUAUUAUAAAGGUGCAACAAUGGAGAAGUUGAGUGAGAUUGUUAAUGGGCUUGGUGAGCUCAAGGGGGCCAAGUGUGAGGAAAUAGAUGUGGCCCAUGCAGCUGUAUAUUUGGGCUCAGAUGAGUCCAAGUAUGUAACUGGCCAUAACUUGGUUGUGGAUGGUGGAUUUACUAGCUUUAAGGAUAUGAAAUUACCUUCCCCUGAUCAAAUAUUGUAAGAACUAGAAAUUUGGUUUUUGACACUGUAAUAGUGUUUUUGCAUUAUGAGCCUUUUGGGGAGGCUUUCAAUGGCUAUGGCUAUGGCUAUGGCUAUGGCUAUGGCUAUGUAUGUGUUGUGUGUUUGUAUUUUGUACUUUUGGCUAGCGAAAGAAGUUAACUAACAAACUUUAAAGAA